Molecule: messenger RNA, 3975 nt
Organism: Blastomyces dermatitidis ER-3
Lineage: Eukaryota; Fungi; Ascomycota; Eurotiomycetes; Onygenales; Ajellomycetaceae
Product: NADPH2:quinone reductase
Exons: 3
Coding region: 506-1693 (395 amino acids)
Biological process (GO): cellular response to oxidative stress
Cellular component (GO): cytoplasm
Molecular function (GO): zinc ion binding; quinone reductase (NADPH) activity
Source: RefSeq, a predicted model, not a curated record
AAUAAACACACAUUCUGUACUGAGGAGUUGCUCAGUGGUGAAAAGGAGACAGUCGUCAGUUACUGGCCAAUAGACGAUUCCACUGCAGUCAUAACAUCAUAACCCUCUGGAUGGUUGUGUGUAAAGCGAUUGAAGCAAGUUCAGCGUUUGAGGUGUGACAUCGGCAGAUGACUAAGCCGGCUAUCCACUCUUGGCACCCUCCACCGUUAGCCGGCUGCCGGCAGUGAUCUCCGCAAGCGCGUCGUAGUUAAUUCUGCGUGUUUACAAAUUCAACGCGAGAGACGAAGGGGAGCCUAAGUUGGUAUUCAUUUUCUUUUCUGACGAAUGGAUUGGUAGUUAGCAGACUAUCUUGUGUGGGUUUGUAGUCAAUUGAGCCUGCGCAGGAAAAGUGUGAAAAGUCUUGGAAAGUUGCUCAUAAAAGUAUAAAUAUCGCCUUUACGUCAGUUACAGAAACUGAAACAGAAAAUAAUACCUUAAUUUAUUUACUAACGCAGUAGUCAUCCAAAUGAUGCGAAGCGUGCCGACUGUUGCCCGACUCUCUGCAUUAAAAACACAAUUGAACCCAUCCCGCAAUUUUCAAGCCGUCGCGGGUUCCGUACUUGGCCAACAACUCCAACCCCGCACCCGCCCUCCUCAGCAACACACGCCAUUGAUAUCCCAGUAUCACAUCCGCACCAUGGCUACCACAGCACCGUCCAUCCCAACAACCCAAAAGGGCGUCCUAGUGUCCAAAAUCGGCGGGCCCGAAGUUCUCGAAUACAAAACCGACCUCCCCGUCCCCACCCCGAAGGAAGGCGAGGUGCUGAUCAAAAACAACCUCUCAGGCCUAAACUUCAUCGACACCUACUUCCGCACAGGGCUCUACAAAGCCCCGAAACCAGAGAUCCUAGGCCGUGAGGGCGUCGGCACCAUUGUCGCCGUCGGCCCGGGCCCUAACCCGAAGGAUUUUGCCGUGGGCGAGCGCGUGGUCUGGAUGAAAAAUUGCGGCUAUGCGGAGUACACGGCCGUCCCAACUGAGGCGACCAUUGCGCGCGUACCGGAGGGUUUAUCGGAUGAGGUUAUCCUCGCGGGGUUCCUGAGUGGGCUUACCACCCUCACGUUUGUGAAAGAGGCGUAUCCGGUCAAGAGGGGGGAUUGGAUUUUGAUCCAUGCGGCGGCGGGCGGGGCGGGUUUCCUUAUGACGCAAUUGGUCAAGUUGGCUGGGGCGAAAGUAAUUGCGACGGCUGGGGGUCCGGAGAAGGUGGAGCUGGUGGAGGGGCUUGGAGCAGAUGUGGUUAUUGAUUAUAGGAGUGCGCAGGGAGCGAAUUGGACGGAGAAGGUGAUGGAGGUGACGGGAGGGGAGGGUGUGGAUGCCGUGUUCGAUUCCGUGGGGAAGGAUACGUGGGAGGGAAGUUUGAAGGUUGCGAAGAGAAAAGGGACGGUGGUUUAUUUUGGGAAUGCCAGCGGGCCCGUACCGCCGUUGCAGAUCCAGCUGCUGGCGUCGAAGAAUAUCAAAGUUCUCCGUCCAACUGUUUUCCCAUACAUCUACACGCAGGCUGAAUUUGACCACUAUACGGAAGAACUAUUUGGUCUGCUGAAGUCCGGUCAACUGAAAGUUAGGAUCCACAAGGUUUAUCCACUGGAAGAAGUUGCGCAGGCUCACAUUGACCUCGAGGGUCGAAAGACUACUGGGAAGCUCCUCCUCAAGCCGUGAAAGCAACACUGGGCUACGGAUUACACUGCGCUCUCCGAUGGUAUGUCUGUGUCUUCUGACGGGAGAUGAAAUGUUUGCAGAUGGAAAACGCUGAAUAGUCGUUCUUGUCUUUAUGGGCGAACAAUGAACACUCUCACUGAGCUACGACUAAUUUUAUAGUUGGAGAAUGAUAAAAGAUCUAUGAAGUACGAAUAGUUCGAUUGUUCACCAACGCGAUAUGAUUCUCUUUCGUCUUUCCUUUCUAAUUUUGUGAUUUUGGACAUCAUUUACCUCUAACCUCCGGCGCCCUUUUGGUUGCAUUCCUUAAUCAUCCCCGUCAACCUCCUCCGAAGCUCCAGCUGCACCAUCAUCCUCUCCUUUUGCAGCGCCUGGAUUAUACCAUACUUCAUCAUCACCACGAAGAUCCCUCGGUUCCUUCCACCCAAUCAUACUCUCAUUCAGCAAGAUGGUGUAAAAGGAGCAGUAAAUGGCCAUCACAUUAUCGAAGUAGUGCAAGCCACAAUUCAAUUCCCAUACAGUGGUGUCAACCUUCAUCCCCACAAAACAGAACUGCAGCAUGCUCUCAUCUACGAAGAACUCGUACUCAUCCGCCACCGAAGGAGAAGAAGGCUCUGUCCCACAAACUUGGCCGGGGGGUAAAUCCUCCUCCGACAAGCCAGGAUUGCGCCACGGUUUCGCUCGAAGUUUGCCAAUAGGCUGGAGAUCCGGAGCAUGCUGCUUGUAGAAAUCCCGCACAUUACCGUCCACAGGCGCGAUGGCGGUAACUUCAAACCCAUUCUCAUCCACACAGGUAGCCUUUAGCUCAUUGGAAUUAGCCAGGUCACGGAAACGAACAGCCUGCUCGUAGCUUCCCGCACCCGCAAGGGCAAAUUUCACUACUUUACGCGCAACACUGUCUUCCAUGCCCUCUGCACCAACUUCGUUGCUCCAUUCCUGGCCUCCGGUGUAGAAACCGUAGAAGUACCCCCCAAACAAGGUUGAACAGGCCAUAUUAAAGUGUCCCGGGGCCCAGCAGUUCGUUUGUUGGGCUUUCCAGAGUUCCACCUUUGCAGUGUCGCAGACCGCACGUGCGGCCAGGAUAUUCUCGGUAUACUCCGGGCAGACAUCAUGUAGUAGAAUGUAAUUUAGAAAGUUUCUGAUUGUCCCGGUGGCCAUAUCGACGAGUGCUUCGGUUUCUAGUCCAAUAUAUAGAGGGAGGACGGAUGACCUGUUGGAGAGAGCACGUCAGGAGGUAUUGCAUGAAAUGGAAGGUUGGAAUUGGCAAAUCUGGACUUAAACGUACAGGAACCCUUUUGCAACAGCUUCGAAAUCCACAGCCCAGCCAACACGGUUUUCCGGGACUGAGGCUUGCGCUGUGGCAGUCAGAAUGUCCUCAGCAUCUUUGUCCAUGAGAUCGCGUUGGUCGUUGCCUUCAAACAUUUUCGGCCCUACGUCUACGCCUCCGUAAGACAUGUACUUUGUGAAUACGCUCCUGCGAUCUGAAUCCAUGCUCCUUUUUGCUUGGAACCGCUGUAUCGCUGUCUCAAGGCGCCUGUGAGAGAGUUAGCAUGAACAAGCAGCGUAACCCAACAUCAACAUUCAGUAGCUUACUGUUUGGCAGGUAGGGAUCUGAUAAAAAAAAAACAAGACAUUCAAGUCAGCUCAUGAGAACGCGUGUCUCCCUGUGAUUUAGAAGUCAUGCUCACCUAUCGUAGCGAUUUUUGUUUUCUUCAUAUUCAGCAACAGUGAUAGGGCCGUCGGCAACAUAUUCUUCGAAUCCUGAUCCCUAAAUCCGCCAUAAAAAUCAGACGACAUGUUAUUAUUACUCAUUGAAGAGUCACAUUAAGGACAAGAGGGUGAUGCUCGCCUUAUUUUUCCCCCUUGACUUCUUGUUCCUCUUCUUCUUUUUCUUUGCAACCGUGACCUCAGCUGUUCCCUCAAGCGUAUCGGGUUCCUCUUCACCAUUUUUCGUAGCAACACCCACAUCUCCCUCUAGAGCGCCAUUAUUGUCACCGUUGGGACGAGCAGUCUGGGUAUUUGUCGGGCCCCUAGCUUCAAUAUCCUGUUGGCAAUCUGAACUCCCUUGAGUUUGUUUGUCCCGGACAGGCAGAGGUGCGAUUGGCUUAGUCUCCAUUGCACGAGACACGCUUGACGUAGUUUUAACGUAGAGCAAAUGAUAUAUAGCUACAAGAAUAGCUGCAGAUAGAGGAGAAUGGUUGAGUUAGACCUGGUAGACCAGGUUGUUGGAGAUUGUCAGACGAAUGUGACGAGGAAGCUUGGGGGUGGUGAAGAAAGCAACGGGA